This is a messenger RNA of Heteronotia binoei (common prickly gecko), 1991 nucleotides long. RefSeq names its product PDZ and LIM domain 2 (gene PDLIM2). The transcript is spliced from 10 exons. NCBI's taxonomy places the organism in Eukaryota, Metazoa, Chordata, Lepidosauria, Squamata, Gekkonidae. Gene Ontology annotation, molecular function: actin binding; muscle alpha-actinin binding. Gene Ontology annotation, cellular component: filamentous actin; adherens junction; stress fiber. Gene Ontology annotation, biological process: actin cytoskeleton organization; muscle structure development; heart development. The record is from RefSeq and is a predicted model, not a curated record. Bases 66 to 1271 code for a protein of 401 amino acids.
CCGCUGAAGACGCACCGCAGCCCAAAGAAUCCUGUGAUCACUUUUCCAGUUCCCGUGGAGCUGUCAUGUCUGUGAGUGUGAACCUUGUUGGCCCUGCUCCCUGGGGCUUUCGCAUAAAUGGUGGAAGGGAUUUUAGGAAGCCCAUCACGGUAUCUAAGGUGACUGAACGCAGCAAAGCAGCCCUUGGUGACCUUCAGCCCGGCGAUGUCAUAAUCUCCAUCAAUGGUGAGAGCACUGCUGAGAUGCUUAAUGUGGAGGCACAGAACAAGAUAAAGCAGAGCUCUGGGCAGCUGCAACUGCAGGUGGACAGGUCUCAGCAGUUUUCUCCCAGCCAUACCAAUGGUGAAAGUUCCGCAGAGAUGCUGAGCAUACGAUUUCAGGAUUCUCUAAGAACCAGAGAUGACGGUCAAAGUUCAUUGAGAUCUUCCUACUCUAGUCCAGCUUCCAUCAGCCCACGACCCAGCAGCCCCUACUCUCCUUCAUCUCCUGGAUUUCGUCCUGCCAGCCCAUACAGCCCACAGAGGCCCAGUUUGCCCAGUGACAGCAGAGGAGAGUCUGUAGUCAAUAAUCGCAGCUUCCAGUCUCUGGGGAGUUCUUUUGGAACCUCUGAUGAACACUGCCAGCCCUCCCAUGGGCCUCAGAAUCCAAGCAACGGACAGGAGCGGAGAUCUUUCAGCACCAAUGGGUCUCCCAUUACAGUCUUGCCUCCACUGAAUGGUUCUCCAUCCCCAGGAGCAUAUUCACUCUGCCACCCUUGGGAACUGAGGAGGGACAAUGACAGGAGCUCUCCCUCUUAUCACAGACGUUACAGUCUGGAUUCGGAACCAGCCAUGCGUCGUUUAGAAGGGGACUCUGAAGUUUACAAGAUGAUGCAGGAAAACCGUGAAACCCGGGCCCCACCACGACAGUCGAGCACUUUCCGUUUGCUCCAAGUAGCCCUGGAGCAGGAUGAAAAAGAGGGCACAGUGAAUCACUACCCCAGCCAGCUGUCUCCCAGCACUCACAAGCCAGUCAGCAGUUCUGCAGCAGGCACCCAGAAGCUGCAUGUGUGUGAGAAAUGCGGCAGCAGCAUCACAAACCAAGCAGUGAGGAUCCAAGAGAACCGCUACCGCCAUCCCUCCUGCUACACCUGCACUGAUUGUGGCCUUAAUCUGAAGAUGCGUGGCCAUUUCUGGGUGGGCGAAGAGAUGUACUGUGAGAAACAUGCUCGCCAGCGCUACCAGGGGCCAGGAGUGGCCAGCCCUGUCACUGCAGUCUAUUCCCAAUCCUAAAAUGUAUCCAAGCACAUAAGAGCUUCCUCCCAUAACAAAUCUGUAUGAGUACCAGAAGUUCCCUGGGUCUCUUUCAACAGGCUCUUCUCCUGCACCAUCUCAACCAAUCGAGGGGAUCUCUUCCCCAACUUUUUUCUGAUGAAAUGGUUAGUGCCUUCUGCCAGUGGAGAUCCAUCCAGGAAAGUGAGCUUCCAGUACAAAGCAGAAGGGCUCAAGGAUCUUGGGAAUAGGGCUUGCGUUUCACCAGUAGAAAAUGCUUUCAGUUGACAGGUUCUUAGCCUGUUUCUUAGAAGGGCACUUUCCAUGUAGCACAAGCAUGUUCAUGUUUGGCAUUUGGUGGCUUUGGAGGGAUGGGAAAUGGUGGCCUCACGUGGGGCAUGCUGUGGGAUGCAGGGGUCCUUGCCCGCAUCACCACUCUUCUUUUCAUACCAGGAGUGAAACCCAAGUGCCUCUUGCCAGCUACGCUCUCACCCAAGCAGAAGGCAACGUUGCUCCCUUUUGUGGCUCUAGCACCUCUUUCUCCCCACAGCCGCCAACAUCGUUGCUUCCCUGUAGAAAAUGGAGAAGUGAAGUGAGGUGGGGGAGUCUCGAAAGCUGUGGGGCAGCUUUGAAUAUUGACUCUGUAAAGCUUCUCUAAGAUCUCUAUGUAAAAUGUAAUAUAUAUGUAUAAAUUACUUGCCCUGUGCCUUUGCUUUGUGAAAACAAAGAGCAGUAGAAAUA